This is a messenger RNA of Stylonychia lemnae, 1668 nucleotides long. The record is from the annotation of a GenBank genome assembly. Lineage: Eukaryota; Ciliophora; Spirotrichea; Sporadotrichida; Oxytrichidae.
AUGAAUCCUAAAAUGAAUAAUUUGCAUUACAUGAUUUUAAGUUAGGAAGAAAGAGCUGAACUCUACAAAAAGCACACUUCUCCUUUUAAGUUCAUCAAACCCUAGCCUUACUCUCCUAAUGUGUUAAAAAAUCCUGAUAAAAAAGACAGAAACUCACACGAAUUUUUGUAAAUAUUUUUUGAAAAAGAAAAGGCACUCUUCCCAAAAGCUGACUAUGGCUAAUAACUGUCUCAGCCGUCUUCAAUUAAUUUCAUAGGGAAUAACUUCUUAAGCAAGAGUUUCUUCAGCCAGACUUCAAAUAAUCAAUAUAUUGGGUUUUCAGAUAAAAAGCUUAAAGAUCUUAAUACCAAUAGUGUAAUAGGUGGCUUAAGUUUGAAAAUGAAACUUUCAGAUUUUUCUUCACCUUCCAAAGCAUCUAUGAAAGCUCAAAAUCACGCUUUGUAAAGUAAAAAGGCAUCUAUUCAAAUCUCUCAAGAAAAAUUGCAGAGUCCAAACGAUCAUAAACAUCAAAUUAUCAAUAUUGAGGAAUAGUAAAAGGACUCUGUAGUUAGUUAACUCUAUGAUGAAUCAAAGAUUAGAAUUGUAAAAUUAAACGGAGACAACCUUCUAUCUAGAAACAAGAUCUAAAGCUAUAACAACGUUGGAGGUCCCCCUGUCAAUAAGAAUUUUACUAACUAUAUGGAGAAAAUUAGUUCCCUUGCGAUGAAAAAUUAAACUUAGCAUUCUGAUUUAAGUUAGAGCUAAUUAAUUCAAAGCAGUUAUCUUAAUAAAAUACAUCAUUAGCAUACCUUCACUAUCAAUAGUAUCAAAGAUAAGAAUCAAAGUGAAAUUGGACUUAACUCUAGCUUGCUACCAAGUUUACCUUUCACACAUUAAAAUAGAAUGGGAUCUUUUGACAUCAAUGCGAAUUCUAAAAUAUUUUCUGACAAAAACUAAUACAAUAAUAACUUUACCAAAAGUUUUAAAACUACUUAAAGAGAUGACUAUAAACACAAGAGGAAGGGGAAUAAGACAAACUCACCGCCCGAACUCAAAAUUCAUAAAAUCAAACAUGAAUCUUAUAAUCAAGAUGAGUUCAGAAAGGCGGGUUAAACUUUCAUGCCUCUAAGGCUAUCAGUUGACAGUAACACAUCUCGUAGAAACGAAGACGAAACUUUUAGAUAUUUAGUGAAAGUAUCGAAUCUGGCUGGAAACACUAAUUAUAAAAGUAAUAACAAAACUAAUAUCUCGAUAGGAAAGCAAGAGUUUUACCAGAGAUCUCCUUCACUUACUCACAAGAAAAUUGAAUUAUAGCAGCACGUAAAGCCAAAUCAUAAAAAUGAGGACUUGAAUGAAAGGAGAAAUAGCUCAGUAAUGAAAAUAGAGGCAUCAACUUCCCCAAUCGGCUCUGCUGGUCAUAGCUUUGGAUAGGAUAUCCUUAUUCCAACUGCUGAAAACGGUAGAAGAUAAAUAAUAUAAGUUAAAGCUAGAUAAGUUGGCAGGAGGAAAAUGAAUAACUAUAAUAAUGAAGAUUUGAAGCAGGUAGAUAAUAGAUUGCCUUCUAUAUUGCAACAAUAAAAAUACAGCAAUAUGGGAAAUCAUCAUUUGAAAAGUUCUAAUUCCUUGGAUGAAUGGCAAGAAAGUAACAGAUCUUUCAUGAGCUCCCAUUAAUAAAUUUAUCAUGAUUGA